CUUGUUUUUAAAUGAAAUUAUUAUAUCUUUAUUAAGAAGUUUAUUAUUAAUUAUUUGUGUUUUAGUGGGUGUAGCUUUUUUAACAUUGUUGGAACGAAAAGUUUUAGGUUAUAUUCAGAUUCGUAAAGAACCAAAUAAAGUGGGUUUUAUUGGAGUAGUUCAACCUUUUAGUGAUGCAAUUAAAUUAUUUACUAAAGAACAGACUUAUCCUUUAAUGUCAAAUUAUAUUUGUUACUAUUAUUCUCCUAUUUUUUCAUUAUUUUUAUCUUUGUUGGUGUGAAUAUGCAUACCUGUUUUAAGAAGAUUGAAUAGUUUUAAUUUAAGUUUGUUAUUUUUUUUAAGAAUUACAAGAAUAGGAGUGUAUACUGUAAUAAUUGCAGGAUGAUCAAGAAAUUCAAAUUAUUCUUUAUUAGGAGGUUUACGAGCUGUUGCUCAAACUAUUUCUUAUGAAGUAAGAUUGGCUUUAAUUUUACUAUCUUUUAUUUUUUUAAUUGAAAGAUAUAAUAUAAUUGAUUUUAUAAAAUUUCAAUAUUAUAUUUGGUUUUUAUUUUUUUUAUUUCCUAUGGGUUUUAUUUGAUUAAGAAUUUGUUUAGCGGAAACUAAUCGUACUCCAUUUGAUUUUGCUGAGGGGGAAUCAGAAUUAGUAUCUG
This is a messenger RNA of Teleopsis dalmanni, 650 nucleotides long. Its product is annotated as NADH-ubiquinone oxidoreductase chain 1-like. Gene Ontology annotation, molecular function: NADH dehydrogenase activity. Gene Ontology annotation, biological process: aerobic respiration. The transcript has a single exon. Gene Ontology annotation, cellular component: membrane. The annotation marks the transcript as partial. NCBI's taxonomy places the organism in Eukaryota, Metazoa, Arthropoda, Insecta, Diptera, Diopsidae. The record is from RefSeq and is a predicted model, not a curated record.